Messenger RNA from Chanos chanos (milkfish), 2029 nucleotides. Its product is annotated as sodium- and chloride-dependent GABA transporter 2-like. Bases 171 to 1934 code for a protein of 587 amino acids. Gene Ontology annotation, cellular component: plasma membrane; cell projection. The record is from RefSeq and is a predicted model, not a curated record. The transcript has 15 exons. Gene Ontology annotation, molecular function: gamma-aminobutyric acid:sodium:chloride symporter activity. Lineage: Eukaryota; Metazoa; Chordata; Actinopteri; Gonorynchiformes; Chanidae. Gene Ontology annotation, biological process: nitrogen compound transport; amino acid transport; sodium ion transmembrane transport.
ACACACUCAAACUUCUACAUGGACACGGUUAUAAAGGGAAGAGAACACAACUCAUUCAUUCACAUGACCAAGGCAGAAGACAACGGAAAACACUGAACAGCCUAAGUUUCAUGGCAAAGUAGCGGCAGAUCGCUUUUCUCAACUUCCAAAUUACAGCGUGCAUCAGGAUCAUGGAGAUGCAGCUGGAUCCCGAGGUCCAUUUUAAACUGGCCUAUCCAGACACGGUGCGUCCUGGCCCGACGGUGAAGGAGAGAGGUCAGUGGUCCAGUAAAAUGGAGUUCCUGCUAGCUGUAGCGGGACAGAUCAUCGGCCUGGGAAACGUAUGGCGCUUUCCAUACCUGUGCUACAAAAACGGUGGAGGUGUGUUCUUCAUUCCCUAUGUGGUGUUCCUGUUUGCUUGUGGCAUUCCCCUCUUCCUGCUGGAAACGUCCCUGGGCCAGUACACCAGUCAAGGCUCCGUCACCUGCUGGAGGAAAAUCUGCCCUCUAUUUGAAGGACUUGGCUACGGGGCCCAGGUGGUCGUGUUGUACUCCAGUAUAUAUUACAUCAUUAUCCUGGCGUGGGCCUUUUUCUAUCUCUUCUCUUCCUUUAGCGCUGAGCUGCCCUGGGCGUCCUGCAGGAACCCUUGGAACACAGACACUUGCGUUGAGUUUGACCGCAGUCACAUCAACAACGAAACUUUUGCGGAGAACGCAACGUCGCCAGUGAGGGAAUUCUGGGAGAUGCAAGUACUGAAACUCACAGACAGUGUGUAUGAACUGGGUGGCAUAAGGUGGGAAUUAGCCCUUUGUCUGCUGCUGUCCUGGAUUAUUUGUUACUUCUGCGUGUGGAAAGGCGUGAAGUCCACAGGCAAAGUGGUCUAUUUCACUGCUACAUUCCCUUAUCUGAUGCUACUGGUUCUACUGGUGCGUGGACUGACGCUGCCUGGAGCCCUGGAUGGCAUCAAGUUCUACCUUUACCCAGAUCCGGCACGCCUGGCUGACCCUCAGGUGUGGAUGGAUGCAGGCACUCAGAUUUUUUAUUCCUAUGCAAUUUGUAUUGGCUGCCUGACGGCGCUCGGCAGUUAUAACAAGUACAAUAACAACUGUUACAAAGACUGUGUGUACUUGUGCCUGUUGAACAGUGGGACUAGUUUUGUGGCAGGAUUUGCCAUCUUCUCUGUUCUGGGCUUCAUGGCCUACGAGCAGAAAAUGGACAUCUCGAUGGUGGCUGAGUCAGGUCCAGGCCUGGCGUUCAUUGCGUACCCGCGGGCAGUGGCUAUGAUGCCUGUCCCACAGCUCUGGUCUAUCUGUUUCUUUCUCAUGAUCAUCCUGCUGGGCUUGGACAGUCAGUUUGUGGGUUUGGAGGCAUUGGCGACGUCUAUCUCAGACAUGCACCCCUCCUACUUCCUCGUUGGUCACCGUCGUAAAAUCCUCCUCCUCUUCAUCAGCACUUUUUGCUUCCUUGUCGGCCUGGUCAUGGUAACAGAGGGUGGGCUGUAUAUCUUCCAGCUGUUUGACUACUAUGCCUGCAGUGGGAUGACUCUGCUUCUCUUCGCUAUCCUUCAGUCUGUGUCUGUCGGUCAUGUGUAUGGUGCUGACCGUCUUUAUGACAAUAUUGAGGAUAUGAUUGGUUACCGUCCACUGCCCUUGAUGAAGUACUGUUGGAAAUACGUCACUCCUGUGGUGUGCUCAGCCACGUUUCUCUUUUACCUGGUGAAGUUCACUCCGCUGAAGUUCAAUAACGUGGUGGAGUACCCGUGGUGGGGCUACGCGGCCGGCUGGUGGUUUACGCUGUCCUCCACCCUCCUGGUUCCCCUCUGGAUGCUCUACGCCCUCUCCAGAACGCCGGGAACGCUCCGACAGAGACUACAGAUCCUAUGCACUUCUGCCAGUGAUCUGCCAAUGGCCCUGACACAGAAAGAGUCUACAGCACCAUCACGGGAGAUCCACUGAACACCGAAGCACAGCCCAGCCUCUGACGGCCUCGCAGAAAUUUGUAUUCACACACACACACACUCACACGCAAACACACACGCAAUCAGAAGUCA